AUGCCGUGGUGUCCUCGAGUGCUGCUGCGUGACAGCGCUGGCCGCUUCCGUACUGGCCUUGAAUUUUCCACUUCUGGUACGCUGUCAGCAACACCUGUGUGGUCAAACUUUUAUUCACAGACUCCUGGAGCUGAAUGUGGAAUAAAUGCAGAAGUAGAAAAACAGCUUGAAAUGGGAAAAAAGUUAUUGGCUGCUGGACAGCUGGCAGAUGCUUUGUCUCACUUCCAUGCGGCUAUAGAGGGAGACUCUGAUAACUACAUUGCUUAUUACAGAAGAGCCACAGUGUACUUAGCCAUGGGCAAAUCUAAAGCAGCAAUUCGUGAUUUAAGUAAAGUGGUUGAAUUAAAGCAGGACUUCACAUCAGCAAGAUUACAGAGAGGACACUUACUGCUCAAGCAAGGAAAAUUUGAUGAAGCAGAGGAUGACUUUAAAAAUGUGCUCAAGUCCAAUCCUAGCAAUAACGAGGAAAAAGAAGCUCAGACUCAGCUGACAAAAUCUGAUGAGCUACAGCGCCUGCAUUCACAAGUGGUAUCUGCCUACCAGCAGGAGGAUUACGAAACUGCUAUUUCUCUUCUUGAUGAAAUCUUAGCAGUUUGUGUUUGGGAUGCAGAGCUACGGGAACUUCGAGCCGAGUGUUACAUAAAGGAAGGGGAACCAGGCAAAGCCAUUAGUGACUUGAAAGCUGCUGCCAAAUUAAAGAACGAUAACACUGAAGCCUUCUAUAAAAUCAGCAGAAUAUAUUAUCAGCUGGGGGACCAUGAAUUAUCACUCAGUGAAGUCCGGGAGUGUCUGAAACUGGACCAAGACCAUAAACAAUGCUUCUCCCUCUAUAAGCAAGUGAAGAAACUCAAUAAGCAGAUUGAGUCAGCAGAGGAAUUCAUCAGAGAAGGCAGGUACGAAGAUGCUAUCAAUAAAUAUGAUUCUGUAAUGAAAACUGAGCCAGAAGUUCCAAUUUAUGCUACUCGUGCCAAAGAAAGGAUCUGCCACUGUUUAUCAAAGAAUCAGCAAGCUCCAGAAGCCAUAAAAGUUUGUACAGAAGUUCUGCAGCUGGAACCAAACAACGUGAAUGCCCUGAAAGACAGAGCAGAAGCUUAUUUGCUAGAAGACCUGUAUGAGGAAGCCAUUAAAGACUAUGAGACUGCUCAAGCCAAUAGUGAAAAUGACCAGCAGAUUCGGGAGGGGCUAGAACGUGCCCAGAGGAUGCUGAAGCAAUCACAGAAGAGGGAUUACUAUAAAAUCUUAGGAGUAAAAAGAAAUGCUCGAAAGCAAGAGAUCAUAAAAGCCUACAGAAAGCUGGCGUCCCAGUGGCACCCAGAUAACUUCCAGACUGAGGAAGAAAAGAAGAAAGCAGAGAAGAAAUUCAUUGAUAUAGCAGCUGCUAAAGAAGUCCUCACUGACCCAGAAAUGAGGCGGAAGUUCGACGCAGGAGAGGACCCGCUGGAUGCCGAGAGUCAGCAGGGCGGAGGCAACCCUUUCCACAGGAACUGGAACACGUGGCAAGGAUUCAACCCCUUUGGUUCCGGAGGAGGACCGUUCACAUUCAAAUUUCACUUCAGUUAGAGCCAAGACUGCUGCUGGCUGCUGCUGUUUUUUACUUAAUUCGUUGAAAAAUAAAAAGUCUCUCGGUUCAAGACCC
Molecule: messenger RNA, 1636 nt
Organism: Apaloderma vittatum (bar-tailed trogon)
Lineage: Eukaryota; Metazoa; Chordata; Aves; Trogoniformes; Trogonidae
Gene: DNAJC3
Product: DnaJ (Hsp40) homolog, subfamily C, member 3
Exons: 13
Coding region: 1-1560 (519 amino acids)
Biological process (GO): protein folding in endoplasmic reticulum
Cellular component (GO): endoplasmic reticulum
Molecular function (GO): misfolded protein binding; protein-folding chaperone binding
Source: RefSeq, a predicted model, not a curated record